This is a messenger RNA of Cantharellus anzutake, 3198 nucleotides long. RefSeq lists its product as uncharacterized. The record is from RefSeq and is a predicted model, not a curated record. NCBI's taxonomy places the organism in Eukaryota, Fungi, Basidiomycota, Agaricomycetes, Cantharellales, Hydnaceae. The coding region runs from base 231 to 2732 and encodes 833 amino acids. The transcript is spliced from 6 exons.
ACAUAUAUGUGCAUACUCCUCGCCCCUCGUAUCAGAAUUGCCAGUCUCCCUCCUUCACGCUUCUCUCGUCGACUUAUAACAACACCACCGUCUCCGCUUUCCAUCGCACUUCGUUGAUAUCAUCCACCCAAUCCUCUUCCUCGUCCUUUCCUUCUUCACAAACUGCGAAGAUAGACCUGUCCUUUCACUUGAAUUUCAUUUUUCAGUCAAGGCGCUUACGAUUUUGAGCCAUGGCUCUUCUCACUGUCUCCAACCUCCAUUCGCACACUAGCCCUCCACUAGAACACUAUUAUAGUCUUCAAGGACUUUCUACUUUCCCAUACCGCAUCAUGAACCCGCCUGAUCCUGGUGCACCGAGGAUUAGAAGUUAUCGUGACAUACUCCUCGGCAAGCAUUCACCUCCGCUUAGUUCAACGGACUUUGAGAAUUUUCUGACGUACGUCGAGGCGGAUGAUCCGCAGGGUGGUGUUCAGAACUUAUAUUUCGUCCUCUGGCUAAACCAAUACGCAAAGCAGUAUAAUGCUUGGGCAUCCACGCUUUCCAGAACAGCCGUUGCUUCCAGCGUAACCAAUACAAAUCGAACAGGCCGAACGGAUAGAUCGAAUGACACAAUGUCGGCGGGAAGGUCACACUUCAGCAGUGUGACCGAGUCUUCCAGUAGGCCCAAUAGGUGGAGUGGUGCUGCUCCUGGAGGUACUAGCCUCACAAGAUCGGACGGAGGGAGCGGCAUGAGGAAUCCGGCGGUGAAAUUCGAGAUGGGGGAGAGACCCCUGAAGGAGAUCUCUGAGGAGGUUGAGAUGGAUGAUCUGGUGGGCGCCACUCAUCUGAAGCAACGACCACCUCAGCACCUUCGAUCGGCCACUGCAAAAAUACGAGAAGAAUGCGAUGCCGAAUUGGGGAACCCGAUAAGGGCUAAAACUUCCGCUACGCCUUCCAAGACGUUGGCCUACAGCUGGUUCAGAGCGAAGAGGGUCUUUUUCUUACCCCGCGUCGCGGAAGGUUCUCAUUUUACGCCUGCUACGAAUCCGGUGUAUAGAUCUCAUUUGAGACUGAAGGUUCACCCGGAGUUACUCUACCCGCUUAUUGCGGACGAAGUUGAUGGAGGUGAUGGAGGUAGGAUGAGAGGACAUGUUCACCCAAGCCCGGCACGUUUCGAGCUGAUCAAGAAGGAGGUGGAGAAGCAGUUGGAGAAGAGUUUGGAGAGAUUCAUUGAUGUUUCGUUUACGAACACUGGAAACUUUCGAGGAGCAUUCGGAGCCUCCCUUUCUGCCCUAUGGAUCGUCGCUGCGUUCAUGUUUCUACUGGGAUAUCUGGUUUGGGGUAAAGGCUUCUCGUACCAACUCGCCGCCUUGGCGUGUUUUUGGUGGGGCGUUUGGGGUGUGUGUGUGUGCAUGAAUGGGAUCUGCUUUUGCCUGUUCUUGUUUGGUCACGCGAGGCAGUUUUUUCCGUGGGAGAUCGAACAAUGUAAAGUGCCUGUCCCCGGUCACCCUCUAACCACCAACAAUUCAGAGACGAAAGCGCAGGAGAACGGGGAAGAUGAUGCUCUUGCUACCAGAGUCGACAUGAUACAGGCAGCAGACGCAUCUGGGACGCUCGUUCCCCUCACGAUUCCGUCACGCUUUGGCAGGAUAUUCGCUAGGGAUGUACCAGGGCACGAAGGCGGCAAAAGCGGGGGUCUGCUGUGUGCUGCGGUCGGUGCCGUUAGCGGUGCCCGAGAUGUACAAGACGACGAAGAAGCUCAGCUGAGACUGGAACGCAAGAGGGAAGCUGAGGAAGCCAAGGAGGAUGCGGAGCGCAAGGCGGAACUACAAAGAAUCAAGGAGCAUCUCCACGCACUUGAUUGGACUCGUAGCAGGGAUUCGGACCUGGGAAGCCAUGAUGAACCGUCCAGCGGGACGGAGGAUGCUGACGGGAGACGGAGUACCAAGAGAUUGGACAGGAUCCAUAUUUCAGAAAGUUACUCUGAGGAUUUCUCCCCUCCUCAGUCCCCUGUGCAGGUUUCUAUCGAUGGAGGUUCAAGCACGGAAGAGAAGAUCAAGGAGAGUGGCGAGUGUCGCACAGGGGAGGAUAUCCAUAUUGGGAUGGAAGAUCUGCAAGAGAGGAACGAGAUUGGUUCUCAGUCUUGCGUCCACUCCAUUCCGUCGAGCGGAGUUGGAGUUUUUGCUAGGGAUGAGAUGAGCGUUGGGUGGCCGGGCUCAUUGAUCGAAACGUCUUCAAGGAAAUACCCCACCGCUUUGCCAUCCACUGUUACUCGUGCCUCCCGUCAAGAGCUGAUCCGAUCAUCCCAGCGCCCCCACUUUGCCGGUGGUAACACGACUGUUACCGUACCCAUCGACACAGUUGAACCACAACUUCUGCCACAUGACCACGCUCGUGUAGGAUUGAAGGUGGAUAAGGGUAGAAAAGACUGGAGGGAGAACAGGAAAAGGGAGAAAACUAUCGUCGACCUCCCAUUUUCGUUUGAGUCCUUACCAACGCAACCUCCGCCCAAACAUCUAAUAAGAUCGAGGAGGGCUAUCCAUUUCACAGCACCGAUGACUUCUGUUCAGCAAGUGAGUGAAUCGGGACUUUGUUCAUCGUUGGCGCUGAGCAGUCUUACUUUGCCUCUGAAGUGUCCCCUUGUUGUAAGAGCUCAUUGGGAGAUUAUCAUGCGUAGUUUUAUAUGGUCAUUCGCUAUCUCUUUUGUUGCAGAGGCUAUUUGUCUUGCCUUCGUCCUCCCGCUGCACGGGUGAGGGUUUUUGGGUUUUAUCUAACAUCACAUCACUAUUAGUGACCUGUUCUGUUCCGACCACGCUCUUUUCGAUCACAUUCAUCAUGGCUGGCUGCUCUACUGUGCCCCGACUGCAUUAAUUGCACAGUAUCAUCCCUCGUUCCAUGGACACCCAUCUCCGAUACGUGCAAUAUCCCCCAUCACAGCACGCUCACCGUUGGCAGAACCUUCAUUCCAUGUGUCAUAUUCUUUUGAUAAUGGCGAAUCUUUGCUGAGAGGUUCUUCUUUGCCUCUUCCUUGGUUUCUCGGGGUGGAAGUAUAACGUCCGCCCAUGAUAAUGUGGUUCUGGGCGCUUCUCGAUUCACAGUAUGAUCAGUCAGUUGGUCCGCUCAACCCGAUAACUUUCCCCUCGGCCACCUAAAGAAUUUUCUCAAUCGUUGAGCUUCUGACUGAACUAUCAAGGAGCCGGUGAGGUGCAGCCCAUUGAG